GCGUACUCUAGUACUAUCUCCUCUCGCAGCACAAUUUAUUGCAAUUCAUCCCAGCGUACGCGCUACCUGCGUCACCCUAAUCCUAUCCAGCUGAUUGAAAAGCAUCAGGACAUUCGGCGGCUAAUUUCUUUGUCGGAGUGGCAUUAUCGAAAUUCGAGCCUCCAGCCCGAGCGCGCCGCACGCACCAGAUAGCGUGCUCACCUAUAAAAGCAAACCGAAGCGAACGCAAUGGCUCAUCGUUGCGAACAGGAUAGCGGAUAGGAAAGAUGUGGUUUAAGCUAGCGUUUCUACUGGUAGCUGCCAUUGCGUGCGGUGGAUCGGCCGAACAGGCCCGAUUCGACAACUACCGCGUGUACGAGGUGUCGAUCGAAACUGAGCUGCAGCUGCGUACCCUGCAACAGCUGGAACAGAACCCCGAUGGCUACAACUUCUGGGAAUCGCCGGUCCAGACCAACAUGCGGCUGAGCAUUGUCGUCCCACCGCACAAGUUUGCCCACUUUGAGGAGCUGACCGUUGCGCUGGCACUGAAGACACGCCUGCAGAUCGAAGACUUCCAGAAAGUGAUCGAUGCUGAGCGUCCGAUGCGCCGCACGCGUGCUACCUUCGGCUGGACCGAUUACUACACCGUCGAUGAAAUCUACGCCUGGAUGGAUUCGGUGGUGGCCUCGAACCCGACCAUCCUUACCGGCUCGGUUUACGGCAAAUCGUUCGAGGGACGUGACCUGAAGGCGAUCAAGCUAUCGCACAAGGCGGGCAAUCCCGGUAUCUUCAUCGAGGCUAACAUUCAUGCGCGUGAGUGGAUCUCGUCCGCCACUGCUACGUGGCUGCUGAACGAGCUGCUUACCUCCAGCAACCCGGCAGUGCAGGAUUUGGCCCAGAACUACGACUGGUACUUCAUCAUGAUUGCUAACCCCGAUGGUUUGACGUACACCAAGACUACCAAUCGUCAAUGGCGCAAGACCCGUCAACCGGUCAACGCUCUCUGCGUUGGUACUGACCCGAACCGCAACUUCGACUACAAGUGGAUGAACGGUGGAGCUUCGUCCGUACCCUGCUCGGACACCUUCGCCGGACUGACGGCUUUUUCGGAGCCGGAAACGCGUGCCAUGGCUGACUACUAUGCCACCAUUGCCAGCAACAUCGACAUCCAGUUCUCGUUCCACUCGUACGGUCAGUACCUGCUGACACCGUUCGGAUACAGUGGUGCUCCACGCCCAUCCAACGAUGCGGACCUGCAGCGCAUUGCCGCUGCCACUGCUGCCGCCAUUCAGGCCACUUACGGCACGCGCUACACCUACGGCAACAGUGCCGCCGUUUUGUACACUACCUCCGGUAGCACGGUAGACUACUUCGUUGGAGUGCACGGCACGCGUCUUGGAUACACCUUCGAGUUCCGUGAUACCGGUGCGACUGGAUUCGUCCUCCCGGCCGAUCAGAUCAUUCCCAACGCAGAGGAAACGCUCAACGGAAUCAUCGCUUUUGUUGCCGAAGCUAAGGCCCUCGGUUACGUCUAAAGCACGUUCCCUUGCAUUACCUGUCCAAUAAAGCAAUACGAUUACAAUUUGAAAUCCAAUUCGAAUUGGUAGUGA
Molecule: messenger RNA, 1589 nt
Organism: Anopheles stephensi (Asian malaria mosquito)
Lineage: Eukaryota; Metazoa; Arthropoda; Insecta; Diptera; Culicidae
Product: zinc carboxypeptidase-like
Exons: 5
Coding region: 267-1514 (415 amino acids)
Biological process (GO): proteolysis
Molecular function (GO): zinc ion binding; metallocarboxypeptidase activity
Source: RefSeq, a predicted model, not a curated record